CGACUGGGCUCAGCGAUGAUGGGGAAACCUCCUCCGACGUCGAUUGCGCCUUAUGGGGCGGCAACUCAUCAUGACUUGUGUCAAUCAACCCCUCCCGACGCCGGCGCACAAGUUGCCGUUUGGAAAAAGAGGCUGCUCACAGGAGCGAUGCCAUUUGUGUUUCAAAACGAGGGAUGCAUUACAAACCAUUACGCCUACUCCUGAGUUGUUGCAAUCGAUUUUUUUCACUCAUUUCUGUUAGAAUGUACUAGAAGUGCCUUCAAGUUCCUUAUGGCAUUACUUCGAGUUCCCAGUGGUUCGCUGUCAUGUCUUUCAACAAUCGCAUCUCCAACGAUGCAUUUCCGCAUUCGGAACCCUCUUCCGAGGUAAGCACGGCAACGCAACAGAAAGAGACCACAGUCGUCAACGAGAGUGAAGGUGUCGAGAUCGAAUCACGUCCUCAAGAUGGCGGCCGUCUGGCAUGGCUUCAGGUUGCGGGCUCAUUCUUCCUAUUUUUCAACACAUGGGGUAUCUUGAGUUCCAACGGCGUCUUCCAAGCAUAUUACCAAGAAAACAUGAAGCAUGUGCCCGCCGACUCAAUAGCCUGGAUCGGCUCUAUCCAGUCCUCCCUCCUCCUUUUCACCGGCGUACUUGUCGGCCCCCUCUACGACGCAGAUUACUUCCGUAGCCUCACCUUCACAGGCAUCACCCUCAUCUUCCUCGGCAUGACCAUGACUAGCAUCGCGACGGCGUACUGGCAGGUCCUUCUCGCACAAGCAUUCUGUGUCGGCCUGGGCUCCGGGUGCAUCUAUAUCCCCUCCGUCUCCAUCAUCCCGCAGUACUUUUCUGAGCGCCGCGCACUCGCCACAGGCAUCGUCGCCACAGGCAGCUCCCUCGGUGGUGUCGUGUACUCACUGAUCUUCCAGAGCCUGUACCCGCGCGUGGGCUUCCCCUGGGCGACGCGGGUCCUCGCCUUCAUCUCCCUCGCUACAAACGCGUUUGCCUUCAGCGUCCUACGGCAGCGUCGCAGGGUCGACUCUGAGUCCGAUGAUGAAGGCGCCGGGAAGCGGAAGCGCCGCGUCAUGUUGGAUCUUUCUGCGUACCGAAACGUCUCGUUUGUCGUCUUUUCCGCAGCCAUGUUCUUCAACUUCUUCUCGUACAUGGCGCCCAUCUACUAUCUUCAACAAUACUCCCUCGCACACGGCCUAUCAAGCCCAGGCUCUUCGAAACUAGCGUAUUACCUAGUCGCGAUUCUCAACGCGGGCUCGAUCCUCGGCAGAGUCUUCCCCGCCUGGCUCGCCGGCCACUUUGGACCCAUCAAUGUUCUCCUCAACACUGUCUCCGUCUCCAUCGCCGCCGUUGCGCUGAGCUGGCUGGCCGUGCAUGACGCCGCGGGCAGCGUCGCUUUUGCCCUCGCCUACGGCUUCGCCUCUGGUAGGCUCGUCUCGCUUCCGCCUACCGUCAUCUCGAGUCUCGUGCCUGACCUCAGCUUGCACGGCACGUGGCUGGGAAUGCUGUGCACAACCAAUGCGUUCGGAUCAUUAGCUGGACCGCCGAUCGCGGGUGUCUUGCUCCAAGCUACUGGUGGUUACCUGGGUGUGCAGUUGCUAUCGGGACUCGGCAUGGUGGCAAUGACGAUAUUGAUGUUGGCUUUGAGAGUUACGCUUGUCGGCAAGCAGCAGUCUUGGAAGGUAUAAGCAACGUAAGGCUCACUGAUGUGAGGUCAGACUCCCUUUUCCAGUUGGGAAGCAAACUAAGGCCAUGCCGAUUUUCUCGGGAAAGGUUGGACGUAACGCCUCCCAACACGAAAAGGUUAUUAACUAAUGUAUACACUACAGCAAUGAUAACAUGAAUCACAACACAUACUCGUAAAUUGAAG
Molecule: messenger RNA, 1858 nt
Organism: Colletotrichum phormii
Lineage: Eukaryota; Fungi; Ascomycota; Sordariomycetes; Glomerellales; Glomerellaceae
Product: major facilitator superfamily domain-containing protein
Exons: 3
Coding region: 306-1676 (456 amino acids)
Biological process (GO): transmembrane transport
Cellular component (GO): membrane
Molecular function (GO): transmembrane transporter activity
Source: RefSeq, a predicted model, not a curated record